Mobula hypostoma (lesser devil ray) is the source of this 3628-nucleotide messenger RNA. Its product is annotated as shootin-1-like. Gene Ontology annotation, biological process: neuron projection morphogenesis; positive regulation of neuron migration. Lineage: Eukaryota; Metazoa; Chordata; Chondrichthyes; Myliobatiformes; Myliobatidae. The transcript is spliced from 16 exons. Gene Ontology annotation, cellular component: cytoplasm; axonal growth cone; cell leading edge. The record is from RefSeq and is a predicted model, not a curated record. Bases 47 to 1807 code for a protein of 586 amino acids.
AGCUGAGCAGUAGCCAGCGGCUGCCCCUCCACGCUCAACGCCGGAGAUGUCCGCCGACUGCACGGAGCGGAGCCCUGCCUUGGGCUGGGGUUGGCGCGGGCGCGACCCCGACCCUCCGCCACGCUCAGUCACUGGGGAGAGUGGAGUCAGCCCAGACGAUGACCAGUGGGACAGUGAGGAGGCUGCGGACUGGGUUCCUGACCUGCAGAGUGAGGCGUUACUGAAGGAGAUGCAACAGUCCUCCAUGCAGAUCAUUGCGGAGUUGGAUGAGCUCGAGACACAGCUAGAGGUCGAGAGGGCAUGCCGGGAGAGUGCGGAGGAACUCGCCGUGAAGCUCAGCAAAGAGAACCGCAAACUGCAGAGGAUGAGCCUGGUCCUGCAGCCUAUGUGGGACAAGCUGCCAGACGACAUUGCCCAGCUGGCCCCGGGGACAGAGGAGGGCACCGAUCCCAGCGAGGAUCCUGUCUACCAAUACCAGCUCCAGAUCAAAGAAUUACAGGAGAGAAUCACCCAGCUCCUGGAGGAGAAGAAGCAGUUGACGGGCAAGGUGACUGAACUGGAACUGCAAGUGGCUGAGCUACUGGAGAAGGCAGAGAGGGAACACAGGGAGAAGAGGUUGCUGAAGGACACGCUCAACAAGCAGAACAAGAACCUUCAGCGGCUCAGUACAGUCUCCACCCUGGUGACCCAGGAAUACCAGGAACUACAGCAGAACCUGGAGCUGGAGCAGGGUCUCAGGCAGCGGGCAGAGAUCUACGCCCACCAGAUGCGAGUGAAGAAGCAGGAGGCAAACCGGCAGAGUCUGAUCCUCUUGGAGAGAGCAGAGCCCAGCAUCCAGCUGCUCAAGGCCAUGGAGGAGGUGGGCACCGCCCACCGGACCCUCCAGGAGGAACGCUUCCUCCACGAGAAACAGGUGACGGAGCUGCAAGCGCAGGUCGAGGGCAGUGAGUACAGGAAGGAGGUCGACAGGCUUCGGAUCCUCUUGCAGUUGGCAGACGAACAUCAAAUCGAGCUUGAGGACAAAGUCCAGGAGGCUGAGAGGAGGAAUCAGGAGCUCGAAACCAAACUCAGAGACCUGCAGCAGGAACGGAGCUCCUCAGACGGUCCGAUGAGUGAGGUGGACAAGGGGGCCGCCGGCGUAACCCCACCUCCUCCACCCCCACCCCCACCACCCCCUCCGCCCCCACCAAGCGCAGCCCCUAUCGAGCCGUUGGCAGAGUUACUGCGAAGACGACAGAAGGAUGGGCAGAAGAAAGUGGAUGGUUCGGGCAAUCUCUCUGAUAUCAAGGGCAGGGCCGUGAACGAGAUGAUGGAGAGAAUCAAAAGUGGAGUGGUCCUCAAGCCCACAAAGAGGAAGACAGAGAUCACGGACACAAAGCCUUCCGACACGGACAGCAAGGGGUCAGCCGUGGUGGAACUCCAAGGAAUUCUGAACAUGAUGGGAAAGAGGAACGUCCGGCAGAAGAGCUGGAGAAAUGACAAGAGACAGAACGAGCUGGACACUAUCCUCCAGAGGCGCAGGAAGGUGACAGACACGACAGCAGGGCCCAAGGAGCAGGCAGAGGAUCGAGGAUCGGUGGUCCCACAGGAAGCCCAAGGAGAGCCCAAGGAGCCUGUCAGACAGGACAGAGUUUCCAACACCAUCAUCCCGGGGGAAGGGAUCCGUCGUGUCAGCUGCAUAAGGCAGAGCCGGAGAACCUCGGCCGUCAUCGCUUUAAACCGUCGGGUGUCACAGCAGAUGAGGAGACCAACAUCAGAGCCUAACCAGCAGACAGAGGGUGGAGGGAGCUCCACCCAGGAAGGGUGAACCCACCACCACCCCUCCCCUCCCAAUCCAUUGGCAACACUACCCUCCUCACCACAUAACCCUCCCCAUCAUCAUCUCUCUGCACCAUCACCCCUCCCCUCGCCACCAUCUCCACUCGUCUUCCCACCACCAUCACCAACGUUCCCUCCAUUUUUUUUUAAUGCUGUGCGGACCAACCAUUGCUCAGAGCAGGAAAUGUUUACACAGCACGAACACUUUAAAAAAUAUUAUACAGUAUAAGAGAAAAUUCCAGAUGCACGGCAACAAAGGCUAUGUGCACGGGAGCAUUUCAGUUACUGCGCGGCCGCACAUUGUCACAGCUUAGAGGGAAGAGUGGACAUCACCAUCCCUCCGCCUCCUCACCAUCACCUAUCCCCAUCCUCUCCAAAUGCCACCACACCUCCUCACCAUCAGAGCCACUCCUUCACACCCCAGUCCAUCAUCACCUCUCCCCUCGUCACCCACCCCACCACAAUAUAUCUCCAUCGCAGUCCCCUCCCCAUCAUCACCACUCUUCUCCCUGACACCGCGACCACCACCCCUCUCCAUCACCACCCAGCCCUUCACCCACUCUCCUCCCAUACCUCCUCCCCCCACAUUGCACUUUUACCUCCCCCGUGUAAAACCCUCUUAUCGUUGCCCCACCUCAAGCCACCCCCAACCCAUGCACCACCCUCAGUACCCCCACCCCCCCAAAAUCACCCGCAUCCCACUUCCUGUUCCAGCCCACAGCCCCUCCUCUUCCCUUCCCGAACCCUUCACAUCCAUUCUGCCUUGACGCCCCAUGCCUUGCUGAGAGGCACUGACAGCCCACCCGACAUGUGCCCACCCCCAUCACUCCAAAUACUGACUGCAAAAUUUAAGAGUGGUUUGGGUAAGUUGAUGGAUGGGAGAGGUGUGGAGGUCUGUGGUCCAGGUGCAGGUAGAUGAGACUAGAAAGUUUGGCAUGGAUUAGAUGGGCAGAAAGGCCUGUUUCCGUAGUAUGAGUGCGGCUACCCCCACCUGUGGAAGCAGUGUACAGGGUGUAUCUGCUGUAUCGUUUGUUAUCGCUGAAUUGUCUGAUGUGAAAUUUUGUACGAUGCGAAGACAUAAAAAUUAAUAUGAAUUACAAAAUAAAUAAAUAGUGCCAAAAAGAUUAGUGAGGUGAUGUUUACGAGAUCAUGGAUCAUCCAGACAUCUGGUGGUGGAGGGAAAGAAGCUGUUCUUGAAACUUUGAGUGUGGGUCUUCAGGCUCCUCCAUGAUGGUAGCGAUGAGAAGAGGACAUGUCCUGGGUGAUCAGAGUCCUUCAUGAUGAACACUGCCUCCUUGAGGCACGACCUGUUGAAGAUGUUGAGGAGGAUUGUGCCCAUCCUCAGCCUCUUGCAAACCUACACUCUGGAGCCUCCACGCCAGGCAAUGAUACAACCAGUGAGAAUGCUCUGCACUGUACAGCUGCAGAUCACGGGCAUUAAUCCACCUUGCAUCAAUUUCACUCCAGAUUGUUUGUAGUCAUUUCUAGUACACAAGUUCGUGGGUUGUUCAGCCUUACAGCUUGGGGAAAGUAUCAGUUUUUGAGUUUGGUGGUCCUGGUGUGGAUGCUGUGUAACCUCCUCCCUAAUUGGAGUGGGACAAAAAGUCAUAGAGUGAUAGAACACUAUAGCACAGAAACAAUAACUUCAACCCAUCUAGUUUGUGCCAAAACCAUUAAUCGGCCUAAUCCCAAUGACCUGCUCCCGGGCCAUAGCCGUCCACACCCCUCUCACACAUGUACCUAUCCAAACUCCACUUAAAUGCUGAAAUCAAACCUGUAACCACUACAUGUACUGGCAGCUUGUUUCACA